Messenger RNA from Patiria miniata (bat star), 5424 nucleotides. RefSeq names its product stabilizer of axonemal microtubules 2-like (gene saxo2). Gene Ontology annotation, cellular component: ciliary basal body; centriole; cytoskeleton. Gene Ontology annotation, molecular function: microtubule binding. The record is from RefSeq and is a predicted model, not a curated record. Lineage: Eukaryota; Metazoa; Echinodermata; Asteroidea; Valvatida; Asterinidae. Gene Ontology annotation, biological process: microtubule anchoring.
UUAUAUGAACAUACGUUUGUCGAAUGACGCGGUGGUUAGGUUGGUAAGGGCGAAGCCGCCGCAUAGAACUUUCAAAGAAAAAAAGACUGGAAUCAAGUCUAACACAGUGACAAACAAUAAUACUCGAGGGCGCCUUUUGCUUGAUUGUUCCAAUAAUGGAUAGGUGCCGCUGUACAUAAAAAUAACCCAAAUAAAAAUCACCAACAGGUACAAUGAACUAAUUGAAACUGAAAACAUUAAAUAAUUGCUUAAAUGUAGUUAUGCCAAGUUACAAUUUGUUUAAUUUAGUCGUUCUGGCGAAACCGCAAAAUCUACUUUGCGCGUACAACCCCCUUUGGUAUAAUGGAACCUACCAUAGACACAUCAAUCAAUCAAUUUUAUAUGCAAAUAAGUAGGAAAUAAAUAUCAAAUCCCGCCCACCGUGCACAGUUGCAUGCUAAUCAAUGAAUGGUGUCAUAGGUUUGACCCGAUAGCUCCGCCUUCGUAGUUAAUAAUUUAUUUUGUCGUUGGCUUGACGACCAGCCGGUGUUGAUUUCACUCUCUUGCUCUCUUUGCUUUUCGCGUUGUUCGCGUCGUCGGCUAAACAACACAUGGCAUGCCAGCGAUACUUCGGUCAAGACUGAUUUUGUUGCACGAAGGCAACUCGUACAUGCUCGUACUACGUGAAUUUGGAGGAUUUUUGAAGAAGUUUUUCACAUUUUCCCGAGGGAGGAAAGAGAAAUUGGUCCUUUCUAAACGGGACCAAGAUGACGAAACAAUGCAUUUGCCAGAUUUGCACUUGCGGGCGUCAUCGAUGCCCGCACAGGCCUCAGGCCCCAGUCAGCAAAGGGCCGUGCGUACUCUCCGAGUACACCAACAAGUACAAGCCGUAUCCAGGCAACCUGAUGCGGGACAGUUUCAAGCCCCAGGAGCAGAUGAUCCAGGGGACAGGCUCCAUGUCCGAUGCCACCACCCACAGAGUGGACUUUGUCCCCCGUGAGACGAACCGUCCCCCGAUCCAUCAGCCGGAACCCUACCGCAGACCCAGCGGUGAUGUCGACCAUCUGACCUCCUACACCAAGGACUACCCGGGUCGCAAGUCGGAGCCCGUCAAGAGUUUCCGUGGCGACCACACCCGUCACGUGCCGACGGGACAAUCGGGGAACCCAACAUACACAGAUGACUAUCGCAGGUGGAGUUUGCCUACUAAAGACCAAGGCAAGGGCUACCACAGCUAUGUUCCCCCGUCGGCAGCCUUUGACGGCCUGUCUACAUUCGCUCGUGAUUACCAGCCCAAGAAGGUUGAUCCCCGUCAGAGCCUACGGCCAGCCGAAAACACGCAACGAUCAGAGGCGCCUUUUGAGGACCAGACCAGCCACAAGGUCUCGUACAUCCCCCACGCCCCACAGGCCAGGCACGUACGGCCGCUGGAUACCUACCAGAAGAGCCCGCACAAGUUUGACGGCCUGACGACAUUCCAGCGCGAUUUCACCAACAAGGACGGGUACCGCUCGGACAACUUCAAACCCGACGCCACCCCACUGAAGUCAGACCUGCCUUUCGAAGACAACACGACCUUCAAGUCAGACUACAAGAAGUGGGACUGCGGGCCCAUCCAGGCCCACGUCCCCGAGACGUACCAGAAACCUGCUGGCGAUAUGGAUCUGUACACGACCAACAAGUUGGCCUACCAACCGCACAAGAUUCGCCCGGCCUCAGCACGGCGUCCAGUCUCACAGGGGCGAAAAGCAGAUGUCCCGUUCGACGACCGCACCAACUACAAUUCAGAUUUCCGCAAGUGGAACAGCAUGCCCGAGCGACGAGGCGACCCAUCUCAGCGCCCGUACGAGCGACCAGAAGUCCCAUUCGAAGGUUCCACCAACUAUCGUGCCCACUAUGUGCCAAAGCACACCACGCCAGCAAGAAGCAUGGGCCCCGAUCGCACCGCACGACAGAGCAGCGAUCCAUUUGACGACCGCACUUUCUACAAACUGGACUUCACAGCAAAGGAGAUGACACCUUGCCCUGCCAUCAAUCUGCCUGCUAGCGGGUACAUGUACACUCAGAGAGACCAGAGGGGGCACGAGGUCUGGGUGAAGAACGCAUGGAACGGGGAGACCGAGCGGGUCAUCAAGACACCACAACAGCAAAUCAGUCUUGAACAGGCAACCUACGCAUGAGAUCAUCACAACUUACAUGGUAUGGUCAGGGAAAUAAGAUCCAUCACAGAUUAUAUUUAAGCCUGAAGAAGGUUGCUUGCAAGAUCUUCAGUAGAAGUCCAUGAAACCAUGAAAGGUAAAACAGCUGCAAAAAAAUAACUUGUAAGGAUAUCUCGUAUACAUUGUCACAAGCUGCCGAGAAAGUUGGGGAAAGUUUUUAAUUGAAAAAUAGGGUGGAAUCCGAAAGAAUUUUGCGAAAAAAAACAGUUAUGUCAAGUCAAUCUAUUAUUUUUUUUAUGACAAUUACGAGGCACUUGUGACCUUGUUCAGUAUAACAAAAGUAGAGUGCAAUAUUUUAAAAUUAUCAAUUUUUCCUUUCCUGUUCAAGAACUUUUGACCAAUGAGUUAACAAAAAAUUAAAUUCUACAAGUUAAGUGUUGAGUUUUGUUAAAUUAAUUUAACCCAUGUUGAAUGAUGAAUGUAAAUCAAUGUUAAGUGUUUUGAUGAUGAAUCAAAAUUUAUAUCAGUUCAGUUCAGUAUUGCUGCCCGCAACCAAACACUGUGACAGUUCAACAGUCACACAUCAAUUUCUACAAAAAAAAACGCUUUUUGCACUCAUGUUGGAUGCAUUACAGUUACCCCAACAACCAUCUGGCCUGCUUGUUUACAGGUGCGUGGAUUGUCUUACGGCCUAUAAAUGUACGUAAAAGAACCUUUCUUUUGUAAGGGUCUGAAAGGCCAAACAAAUUGAGCAAGUAUCAGGAUACAUUUUGUUUACUCCAGUUUAAUCAACCUUUUCAUCAUUCUACACGUUAAAUAUAGCAACAAUUUUGUUUUGGCCUGUGCCUGACGUUGCUUGGCAACCAAUACACUGAUGAUAAUAUGAUCCUUGACAUGUCGGCUUGAAGCCUGCAGGCGUUUUUCAUUGUUCCAUUGUUGAAAACAUGAUGCCGUUAGCAGGCUAGCAUCAACAUACAAAUGUGUAACAUAAUGUAUGAAAUUUGAACUCAGCUGGAUAAACAAGAUUUUCAUAUGACCUACAUGUGUAUAUGUAGACUUUAUUAGUAAAUGCUGAUAUAUUCCCCUACCCCCCCCCCCCCCCCCAUUUUUUUGGAAUAAUAUAAAGUUAAGUGAACCAGAUUCAUAUAUUUAAUAGGAUAUACUCUUGAUCAACUAUGCAGUAUUUACAUACAGGGCAAGGCAGCAGUGAGGUAUUGAUAAAAAAUAAGCCAGCAUUUACGUAUUACAUUCAACUCAGUAUAAAGAAGCCGGCUAUAACCAUGGAUGAAUUAAAUAAAACCAAAUACCCCAUAUGGUUUAACCAUAUUAACUGAAAAAUACUCUCAUAAUUCUGAUUGUCUCUGAUAUUCUUUAAUGAAAGCUGUUUAAUCAUUCUUGUAUUCUAAUUAGACCCAGCAAUCGUGCUGUAAAGGGAGUUCAAUGUAAAUCUAAGAUUUCAAGAUCGAGAAUUAGUAUUUACUCAAGGCCCAAUUUCUUUCUAUCAGUCAUGUAAGUAUAUUAUGCAUACAUUUAAAUAUACACUGUACGCCACAGCAUUAUGCAAAGUAGCGCUUUUUGUGAGAUCUGAUUUUGAACGCCAAAAUAAUCUAGUUUGUACCAAAAUAGAAUGAAUUGUAAUAGAUGCAAUAUUACAAAUGUAAUACUUCAAUAAUGACAGGGUAUCCUAGUCUGUGCUGAUUGGUACUUGCCAAUAGUAGGAACUCAAUUCAGAGUUCUUGAUUGUUGACAAUUAAAACUGAAUAUUUGUGAGCACUACUCAAAUUACAUGAAACAGCUGCAGCUUUGAUUAAGUUAAUACAUGUACAUGUAAUACAAAUGUAAAUAUUUUUUCCCUUUUAAAUACAUGUAGUUCAAUCAGAAAGCAAUCAACUUGAAUUCUUUUUAAGGAAUUUCUUUAGGUGUUCUACCAACAAGGAAUUCUAUUUUUUAGAAAGGAAUUCUUUUUUUGUAAUUGAUGUGUUUUAUGCAGAUCUUUAAUGCAACAUCAAAGAACAAAUUCUUAAAAGUUCAAUUGAAUUUUAUUGCAGAAGGAAAUCUUAAUAUGCAUUUUUUUUUUCAAAAAAAAAAGAAGAAACAAAGAUUGUGUAUAAAUGUAUGUGUAUAAAUGUAUAUUGAGCAAAAAGUGCCUCUUUUUCUACUCCGAACUGCCCCGAGUGCCUUAGCGUAGAAACGCCAAAGAAUGCGUGCUUCUUUUCUAAAUUUGCUCUUAUGUACAAAAGAAAGCUAUGCUUACAAUUGUUAAAUUAAUAAAAACAAUUUAAAGAAUUUGAUUGGAUGUAUCACUUACAUAAAUGCCAGAGAUUAGAUAAAUGUUCAAUAAACAUUAAUGCCUUUUUUUUUAUCCUUUUAUGGCAUAAUUUUAAAGAAUGCACUUAAAAAGUUAUUCUUUUUAAAAUGUAAUUUGUGCCAACGUGUAACUUAAAACUCAUUCCCAAAACAACCCAAAAGAACCAAGCGUACCAAAAUCUCAACGUUUGUUUUUAUAAAAGUCUUAAACAAAGAUUCUCUGGCCCUGAAUAUUGCAAGGUGGGUUUGUUUUUUUUAAGUCCUAAGAAUGAAUAAACCAAACAAAAUUGCACUGAGAUAAAUGUACAUUUGCAAAUGACAACCAAUCAUGCAAAAAUACUUGUAAUAAGUUACAGACUUAUUUGUAAAAAUUUGGAAAAGCAAAAUUUGUAUAUGAAUGCAAGUUCUAGACAUUGUUUAAUAUUUCAGAACAUGUGUAAAUGUUGUUUAUGUCAAUAAUAUUACACAAAGUUGUACAGCAUGAAAUAGUCGCCUGGUAUGACUCAACAUAUAGUACAUAAUUAUGUAUGCAUGUUGAGUCGUACCAGGAGACUAUUUCAUGGAGAUGAAGUGCAGAAGUGCAUGUAUUUUGCUAAUCACCAAUUCAGGUUACCAGCUAAAAUGCCAUGUAAUGGCUCUAGCUUGUCACCGGUACUCUGCUGAUCUUCUCGCAGAGUAAUAUUAUUUUGGUUCAAUAGCUCAUGAAACUGGACUCAGUUGUGACUGCCAUUACCAAAGCUAGCCACAAUAUUACCAGUAAUACUGCUGAGAAAAAGAAGAUCCCAAAAUAAAAUUUAAAAAAAAAUUGUACAGAGGAUAUCAAUCAGCUUGUAAAACUGACCUCAAAUACCAAACGGGCAUGCAAUUAUAAUACAACUUUUUUUUAAUAGAAAAGCUUUGGAGUUCGUUUUUUGGAAUGACAAUUGCAAUUACAAUCUGAAAUUUGAGAAAAGAAACAGCAGAAUAACAGGAGUUGGCA